Eucalyptus grandis is the source of this 959-nucleotide messenger RNA. RefSeq lists its product as uncharacterized. The transcript is spliced from 4 exons. The coding region runs from base 352 to 828 and encodes 158 amino acids. The record is from RefSeq and is a predicted model, not a curated record. NCBI's taxonomy places the organism in Eukaryota, Viridiplantae, Streptophyta, Magnoliopsida, Myrtales, Myrtaceae.
CUCUCAAUCUACCCGCCCUCUCUCUCUCCGACGAACAAGACGCGACCUCCCAGUCUCUCUGUGCCCUCCUUCUUUCCGACCGGCGAACCACAGCCAGCAACCGACGAACCACCGCACCGGACCGGCGAGAGGACCGCGAGAUCUAGCUCCCUCCCUCUGCCCUCCCUCUUUCCGACCGGCGAACCAUCGCACGGGGCCGGCGAGAGGACCGCGACCUCUCUCUCUCUCUGUGCAUUCCCUCUUUCCGACCGACGAACCACCGCACGGGCGAGAGGACCGCGAACAAUCGACGAACCGCGGACCUUCGCUUCCCCGGCCCCUCGCCGCCGGCUUCUCCCCGCCUGCUUCAAGAUGCGGCAGCGCGGCCUCAGUUCUGGGAGCAGGAGGCCGCAGGUCAAGAAGGCUUCGCCGGAUAGGCCGCCGUCGAUUGUGGUUAAUGGAGAGGGCAAAGAGGACGCUCCUUUGGCGGAGAGCGUGCGUAGCGCUGAUUGGGAAGUUGUGGCUGAUGAUUCUGAGGACGAUGAUUCCGAUGGAGUCGUGAUUGAUGUGGAGAACCAGAAUGCUGAUAGAACAGAAGCUUCCGACAGUACGGCGAUGGAGACAAAUUUGGCACCAUGUUUUGUCGAUGGAGUAACUCUCACCACAGUGAGGAAGAUGACUCGCUGCAGUUUGAAUCUAAGAUCAUGGGCAUCGGAGGCAAAGUUGGCAGGAAUUACAGCGGGAGUGAUUCGACUUCGUCGACUUUCGUCAGGACACUUCAUCCCGGAACGCCUGGUCCUAGAGGCCAGUACAUGGUUCCAAGCAGUUACUGUUUCCCAAGGUCGAUGAGUACUCCCUCAAGGAAGAUUGAAGGGAGUUCGGCCACGUCUGGCGGUUCCAGAAGCGGUGGUUUCCCAAAGUCCAGGACUAUGGUGGGCCCUGAUGCUCAUUCAGGAUCUUCGGUUCUCAUCUGCCACAAG